Molecule: messenger RNA, 1997 nt
Organism: Nicotiana tabacum (common tobacco)
Lineage: Eukaryota; Viridiplantae; Streptophyta; Magnoliopsida; Solanales; Solanaceae
Source: RefSeq, a predicted model, not a curated record
UUAACUUUCCAUAGAUCUAUAUUAUGCUCCUCUCCAUUAUUCGCUCUCUUUCUCUCUGAUUCGUAGAAUCUCUUAAAUCACCGUAUCUCUCUCUAUUCUCUGUAAUAAAUUCUCCUAUUUAAUAAAGAAGAUACGGUACUUAUGUAUUGUAACAUAUAUUACUAAUAAGUUACCUUUUCUACGAAUUGUAACAGUAAUCUGCAUCUCCUUUUUGAACCCUAAAGGUCUUGAUCUAGGUUUUUUUUUGUGUGUGAACUCACUUGAGAGGGAAAUAAUGGCGAGCUCUUACUCUGCUCCAAUCGGAGCCACUCAGGUNGGUUCGUACUUUGUGCAACAAUAUUAUCAGGUACUUCAACAGCAACCUGAUUAUGUUCAUCAGUUUUAUACUGAUGCCAGCUCUAUUGUGAGAGUUGAUGGUGAUUCAAGUGAAUCGGCUUCUGCUCUUGUGCAAAUUCAUACUCUAAUCAUGUCAAUGAGUUUCUCUGGAAUUAAGAUCAAGACGAUAAAUUCUCUUGAAUCUUGGAAUGGCGGUGUUCUUGUUGUGGUCUCUGGUUCUGUCAAGCUGAAGGAUCUCAGUGGGUGGAGGAACUUUGUGCAAACAUUUCUUCUUGCACCUCAGGAGAAGGGUUACUUUGUUCUGAAUGAUGUCUUUCAUUUUGUUAAUGAGGAGGGGAGUGAGCUUCCUCAAGCACCAGUAGGUUUACAGAACAAUCUUGAUGCUCAACCAACUGCUUCUUAUCCUCUUGCAGAGCCACCAGCCCAUGACUAUGCCUUAGAGGUGGAGGCAAUUGAAUAUGUAAAUUCAGUUCAUAUACAAGGGAAUGAUGGUGUUGAAGAGUAUAGUUAUCCAGAGCAUGAUCACGAGCACCAAUCUGAAGCUGAGGCUGAGGCUGAGGCUGAGGCUGAGGCUGAUGAGCCUGAGGCAGAGUCUGAGGCUGAGGCUGAAGUGCCAGAGGAGGCUCAUUUGGGAGAAGAAACUGCUCAAGUAAGGUCAUUAGAGGAGGAAACUGCUUUGCCAAAUAAUGUGGUCAAAGUCGUGCCAGAGCCUGAGCCUGCUGCAGAAGAACCUGUUGGAGAGCCUUCAAAGUUUAGUUAUGCUGCUAUUUUAAGAGCUCCAAAAGGAAAACCCGCACCAUCAAUUCGUAUCCAGCCAUCUUAUACCCAGACUGCACCACCUGUUUUGGAGUGGCAACCUCCUGUUGAGCAGUCACGCUCCAUGUCCCCAGCUGUGCCGAAUGCCAGUCUUGACCUGGCAGAUGAAGGAUCAUCUCAAGAAGGGGAACCAAAGUCUGUCUACGUGAGGAAUUUGCCAUCUACUGUAUCUUCUCUUGAUAUUUUGCAAGAGUUUAAGAACUUUGGGAAGAUCAAGCAAGAUGGAGUAUUCUUAAGAAACCGCACGGAUGUUGGCGUUUGCUAUGCCUUUGUUGAGUUUGAAGAAGUCCAAGGUGUACAAAAUGCAAUCAAGGCAUCACCAAUACAGUUGGCUGGAAGGCAAGUCUACAUUGAGGAGAGGAGACCAAUCAGCAGUAGCACUUCUCGUGGAGGAGGAAGAUCAGGAAGGGGAAGAGGAAGAGGAGGUCGUCCUGGGGGGCGAACUUUUGGUAGGGGAAGCAAUCCAGAUGACAGAGUGAAGAGCAAUGGCUUUCGUGGUAUAUGAUGAUACUAGAGCAUGAAUGGCCAAACUUGCAUACUAAGUUACGAUUCUGGUGUUGGGAUCAAUAAGGAACGUGGUUACUGGUUAGCUUUUAUAUUUUUGAUGUUAUUGUCUUUCUAUGGAAGGAUUAUAUUGCUACCAGUUCUCUUUUCCCCGAGCAUUUGAGAGAGAUUUCCCCAUCUUUCUCCUGUAGCUUAAGGUGUGUUAGUAUUCUGCUCUUAAUUCUUUUUUGUCUUGCAAUUCUAGAGGCAAUACUUAUAUUUUUGGAGUCAUGCAAAGUGAGAAAUACUGAGCAUAGCUGAAAGUUUGGUCUAUGGGGUUAUCUAGUCCUCCACUUCUUUUC